CUCACAGGAAUAUCUUUUUAAGAUACUUGUAGAAAUUGUGUUUUCAGAAACAAUUAAAAUUCCAUAUUUUUAUACUCGCGAAGUUGUCGGCAAUAGUUGUGUUUCUUAAUUUUACAUUAACAGUGUACAACCAACCAUUUUAAAUAUUAAUUGGAAGCGCUUAGUAUAGCUUUCUUCUUCCAAUUUAUGAAAAUUUUAACAUUCUCGAAAUAUAUUAUAAUUUUUCCUUUUCAUUCUUAUUCUUAUUCCAUUCUCCUUGUCAAAGUUUCUUUUAUUUCCUCCCCUCUACCCUCCCCUGGAUCUUAUAUAAUGGUAACCCUCUAUCCUAAUCAAAUGAACUCAGAUAAUUAAGGCAUUCACUAGUAAGUACAACUGUUGCACUAUUAAUUCAGCCACAUGGCUUCCUUCAAACUAGGUCUCUACCUUCUUGUGGCUGUCUUUUCCCUCCACCUGCUUCCAAGUCCAGUCAUGUGUGGAGAAGAGGAGAAGACUCUGCUCCAUGACAUCAACACAUACAGAAAAAUCUUCAACCUCCCUGUCCUGGAGAAACGCAGCAAGCUCUCUUGCUUAGCUGAAAAGAUUGCAGACGACCUAGAUGAUCUUGAAGAUGAGAAAUGUGAAAACUUCUACCCUGCACCUGGAAGCUACUCUAAGCUCCCCAACUUCGAGAAGAGUGUUUCAAAAUGUAAGAUUAAUCUCAACACCACAAGUGGUGGUGUUGUUAUGCCUGUUUGUGUGCCCAAAUUGGACCCAGAUUAUCUGUUUUCCAACUACACCAAAUCGAGUCGGUUCAACAAGUAUCUGAACAAUUCAAGGUAUACAAUAGCAGGGGUUGGUUCUGAAGAUAAUUGGAUGGUUCUUAUUAUCAGUACUGAUACAGCUUCUGGAGAUUUCUCCUCUGCAACUUCUCUGCUUUCUGAAGCUUGGACGAGCCACUGCAUGCUAUUGGCCUUCUUCAGUGUGCUUGUUGUUCUCCUAAGCUAAAUUGAUUGUUAUCUAUGCUUCAUGUGGUGGGAUUUUUUUUAUUUAUUAUUGAUUUGAUUUCAAUUCAUUUUCUUUGUUACUGGGACAAAAUAUUCAUUUUUCUGUAAUUUUGUUUGUGCAUAUGGGGAAAUGUGACAUUGUUUUCUUGAUCCUGGACUUGUCUAAUGUAUUUGUGGAUCAUGUAUAUUGUGAUUUGAGCCCUCAGAAAAAAAUCUGUAUAUUGUGAUUUGACUGUCAAUAUAUUUGACCAAUAAAAUUUGGAGUGAUGUAUUUUUAAAAUUA
Lotus japonicus is the source of this 1266-nucleotide messenger RNA. RefSeq lists its product as uncharacterized. NCBI's taxonomy places the organism in Eukaryota, Viridiplantae, Streptophyta, Magnoliopsida, Fabales, Fabaceae. Bases 397 to 984 code for a protein of 195 amino acids. The record is from RefSeq and is a predicted model, not a curated record. The transcript has 2 exons.